UCUGGAGCUGUCAGUUUUCAAGCUCAACGAAUUUUGUACGCGGGUGUUUUUGUUGUCGUCUCCGUAUAGUGCUGUUGAUUUUUCGCUCAAAUAUGGCAGAAACUAAAUAUUCGAGCCAGAUUUCUAGUCUGAAGGAACUGAAAGAGAAAAUGAGCACAAUGUAUUAUGCACAAUCCGCUGAGCAGCAGCAGCACAUACCUACGAACUGGGAAACAAUUUACUGCAGCGUAAACGCUGUAAUGGAACAACUUAAAAUACAUAACCUGAAAGCACAAAGGCUGCAACACACCGAACCAUGGUCCGAAAAGGAUAUGGUAAAUUUGAUGAAGAUUCUGGAGCUCACAUGCAUCUGCUUUAAGGAUUGCGGUUACAUCAACAUGCUCACCGAGAUGCACGAUGAAGUGAACCGAGCGAGCAGUACCACAGCCCAGCAGCCAGCGUUCAGUGAACAAAUGGCCAAACUAAAGCAACAGAUUGACCUUGUAUCGUUCGAAGUAGCAAAACUCCGGAAAGUGAAAGAGGCUCUCGAUAAUAUUUACUCCAACUACAAUAUGGAGCUAGCUGUUUCAUCAAGUGAGCAGGAUAAUGAGGAUGAAGCGGAUGAUGUUUUUAAUUGAUGGCUUCUUCAGUUGAAUCGAUAAAGACGAUAACAAAAAGCGUUGCCUUUCAUUCUCCCUGUCUCGAAUGCUUCAUAGGAAAUAGAUAAAUAUACUGAAAUUCCCUUUUAAGAUGAAA
Anopheles stephensi (Asian malaria mosquito) is the source of this 735-nucleotide messenger RNA. RefSeq lists its product as uncharacterized. The transcript is spliced from 2 exons. The coding region runs from base 93 to 617 and encodes 174 amino acids. The record is from RefSeq and is a predicted model, not a curated record. Lineage: Eukaryota; Metazoa; Arthropoda; Insecta; Diptera; Culicidae.